GUUUUUUGCAUGCAGGCAACCAACAACAGCCAAACACCACAAGAAAAAAAUAGCACCCACAAGAAGCAACGUCAAUCAACCAACCAACCAACCAACCAACACCACCAUCAACCGCCUCCACGACGUUGUUCACGCACCAUCACAACACAACACAUCGCAACACACCCUACACACCGCGCAUCACACCAACAAAAGGGUCUCUCUCUCUCUCUCUGGGUGCUUCCUUGUGUUGUUACACACGCCACACGCGGUCAGGCAUCAACUUUCGACGUUUUGGUUGCUUCGUUCCUCCGCGCCCUCCAUCGACCGCCGCAGCACAUCCACAUCCACAACGGCAUCAUCAACAACAGCAAUAACAGCAACAGCAUCAACAAACCCCAUCAACAGCAACAGCAUCAACAAUAGCUCCAGCAACCACAACCACAAGUCAAGCCAACACACCAACCACCACCAACACAAGCAACGCAAACGUAAACAAAGCACACCAGCCACCCUCGCCGGCACCAUGACCUCCCUCGCCGAACGGCGUGCUGCAAAGAAAGGCCUGGGCAAGGGCAAGUUCCAGCUCCCAAGUCUCUCACCACCAUCACCUGUGUGCGCCACCCCACCACCGUUGCGCUCAUUGAAGGCGUCGCUGCGUGGAUACAAGGGCCCCGAUCGUCGGUCCAUGCAAGACUUUAUUUUCAACAAAGAGCGUUUCCUGAACGCGUGCGACCUCAACAUUAAGGCGUUUGAGACGCUGGAGACGCUGGCCGAGGGCGAAGGGCGAGGCGUGCACAAGGUGCGCCACACCCACACCGACCUGAUCCUCGUGCAGAAGAUUGUGCACUACGACCACACGGAGGAGACGCACCGCGUGCUGCAGCGCGAACUUGACCUCUUGCACGACUGCCACGCCCCCGAGGUUGUCAACUUCUACGGCUCCUUCAUGGAGCGCAGCGAAGUCCACAUCAUCAUGGAGUACAUGAAUGGCGGCUGUCUGGACGAUGUGUUGAACCGAAUUGGGCGCAUCGAUGAGCAUCCCCUCGUCCACAUCUGUCAUAAGGUGCUUCGCGGCCUGCUGUAUCUUGAACAAGAGAAAAUCAUUCACCGCGACCUCAAGCCAGCCAACAUCCUCGUCAACACGGAGGGCGAUGUGAAGUUGUGCGACUUUGGUGUCAGCAGACGGCUGAUCACCACGCGGGCCAACACAUUUGUUGGCACCAUGCGCUACAUGUCGCCGGAGCGGCUUCACGGCGAAGAGUACACCGUCAAAUCAGACAUCUGGAGUCUCGGCAUUUCGCUGCUUGAGAUGGCGACGGGCGUGUACCCCUACUUGCCGGAUGUGGACCCAAAGAACCUGCCUAUGAUGCCAAAGAAGGACCCGGACACCAAGAGCCCAACAAAGCGAUCAGACCUUGCUGUGUUUGACGUCAUCUCCUCUGUUGUCAAGGGACCACUCCCAAGGUUGCCAGCCAAGAUCUUUUCCGCGCCAUUUGAGCGUUUCGUUGCAGACUGUCUGCAUAAGAAGGCGAAGGACCGCAUGAGCCUGGAGUUACUCAAGGGCCACGAAUGGAUCACCACACUGGGCGCGUUUUCGUUCAACAUGUCGGACUGGGUGAAGAGCACGCUGCCUACGAAGCGGUUGCAAGAGCUGGAAGAAGACACGCAAGACGAGUUUGAGGAAGAGCCGGCAGUGCGUGUCAUGACGUAACGCCGUGUGGCACAUGGCUCCAUAUGUUUGAGUGCUCGCGUACGUGUGCGUGUGCGCGUACGUGUGCGUGUGCGUGUGCGUGUG
Messenger RNA from Salpingoeca rosetta, 1777 nucleotides. Its product is annotated as STE/STE7/MEK1 protein kinase. Lineage: Eukaryota; Choanoflagellata; Craspedida; Salpingoecidae. The record is from RefSeq and is a predicted model, not a curated record. Gene Ontology annotation, biological process: protein phosphorylation; MAPK cascade. Gene Ontology annotation, molecular function: MAP kinase kinase activity; ATP binding. The transcript is spliced from 11 exons. The coding region runs from base 506 to 1693 and encodes 395 amino acids.